Molecule: messenger RNA, 687 nt
Organism: Prorocentrum cordatum
Lineage: Eukaryota; Dinophyceae; Prorocentrales; Prorocentraceae
Source: the annotation of a GenBank genome assembly
AUGAUAUACAUCUUCAGUUGGCCGAAGGAGUUCUGCAAGGGGUUCGCCGUGUGGAAGCGCCGCAUCGGUUGCCACAAGCCGCCAGCCACAAAGAAGCCUCUGAACACAUUUGCCGCCUUGCAAGGGGCCAUGAGCCUCGCCACGCUCUACGUCUGCUCGUGGGCGAGGGAGUACACCGGCACCGAGUGCACGGACGGCGACGAGAACGUCCUGCUCGGGUUCGAGGCUUUCACAAACAUAGUGACAUUCAUGGCUCUGGUGGCUCUGUUGUUCGCCGCUUACAUGUUCAUGCGGUUUUGGAACAAAGUCCUGGCCCUGAACGGAACGGAAGGAUAUCCCUACACGACGCUCUCACCCGCAGACGACCAGAAGUACAAGAUGAUCAACGUCCCGCUGAAGACCAUCAGGGCGACGUUCAAGCAGAUGAUGCUGUACGACCCAGUGGUGCUGGUGUACUUCCUGUGCGCGCUCUCCGUCGCGAUCCUCAGCCUCGUCGCCCCGAACCCCCUCACGCACGCCGCAGACUGCCCGCACGCGGAGCAGGUGCGCUCCUGGGGCAUGGCCUUCCUCUGGGUGGACGCGCUGUACGUCCCGCUCUUCUACUUCUGCUGCCCCAACCGGAACGGCGUGGUCGCCGAGAUCCCGUGGCCGGCGGGCGAGGGGCCCAGAGUGCAGGCCUCCGCCUGA